UAAGUUCAAUUUAUACAAAUAUUUACGCCGGUUAACAACUAGCAGAGAUUGAGCAGAAUCUAUAGCAGAGUUAUAAAUAAAAAUACAAAGAAUUUCAUCAUUUGCAAUAAAGAAAACUCUCGAUAAAAUGUCUAUGUUUGGAGCAGAAUUUGAACAGAUUUGGCCAAAAGCCGGCUCGCAAUUGAAAUUAACAGAAUUUGGCCGUAAACUAUUGAAACAAUGUGAAACGAUUAAGAAGCCGGAGUGUAAGGAAGUGGAUAUAAAUGAGUUUAAACGAAAGUCUUCAAAUUUUCCAUUGGAGUUUGGCACAAAUACUUGUCGUGUCUUAAGCCAACCCAAAGAACGUUAUCCCCAAAUACAAAAACAAAUCGCCUCGGCUUAUCCGGUGAUACAUGAGCGAGUCUUGCAAUUAUAUUUGGACUUUUUGGAACAUAAGUGUCAAUAUGGCACCUCCUUGGAAAAGGAAUUAUACAAUAACAUGUCUUUAAUAGAGCUAAUACAAAGACUACUAACCAAACGAUGUGUAGCUUUUGGUAGUAGCGAUGAUCACUAUCUCUUGCUGUCGGGUGAAAAAGGAUUUGGUAAUGAUUAUUUACUAAUAGGAACUGCAAAAGAGAAGAAACCUUUAAUUUUACAGAAAGUGUUAUCCUAUGAUGAAAUUAAGCUGUCUUCUUUCUUGGCCAUAUCCUCUCAUAGUGAGUUCAUUAACAAUGGCUCUCGUCUUAAUGAUGGCAUCGUUGCAACAGAUCUUAGCAAAAUAGAAAGAGAGGGUGUGGUCAUGGGUCUUAUAGGCGCUAGAUUUCAAAAGCCUUUGCUGAUGGAAUAUCAGGAUAUAAUGAUAACACCCGAACAAAAUACUAAGGAAAAUGGUUAUGGUUUUCACAUUACAAAGGAUAAAGAAACUAUAGCUAAUAUGGAUUUAUUAAAAAAAAUUGAUUAUCGAGCUAUGUGGCAAAAAUUUUAUCAACAAAAUGAUGUUGUUUAUGAUUUGGCUCUAAAGGAUGGACAACGUUUUGGAGAGGUUACCAAACCCCAUCAAAGAUUUACCCAGCACUUAAUGUUUGAUAAUUUAAUAAUGAAAAAGAGAUAUAGUAUACUAUUUGACUUGCUGCUGUUGGACAGUCAGGCUAGAGCCAAAAAGCUUAAUAAAUUGGCCUAUAUCCAUGUGGUGGGUGUAGGUUUGGGUGUCUGGAAGGUGGCCGAACAACAAACGGAAAUAUUUCUAGAAAGUUUCUAUGCCAGAGUUUUGCAACUAUUGCCUCAAUUAAAUAAUAUAGCAGCCUUGCAUUUUUCCUGGUUUUAUGCCACGGAAUCAAGAAAUCUAAAACAUAAUGGUUUUAUUAAAUCGGAAACACAUCCUUUGGGUGGCAUACAUACAUUUUUGGAGAAUCGCAAUCCCGCAGAUAAGUUGCCGCCCCAAUUCGAAGCUAUGUUAUUGAUAGUUUCGUAUGCCUGGGAUGCUAAUGCUUUGCCGGGCAAUGAAUUUUGGCUGAAAUCUCUACAUGGCUCUAAUGAUCCCUCGACUGCUUGUAGUACUUUAAUUUCGGAACUGCAUAAUCCUUUUAUUAAUAUGGAUUGGAUAAGAGGUGAUAAUUUACAUAUUGCUUCGGAGGAUAAUGGUAUUAUGCAUAUCAGUGAUUUUGUUAAACAUGUUAAUUGGUAGAAACUUAUAAAAUAAUAAAGUACGAGGAGGAGGUUUAAUAUAUGUAAGGAUCUACAAA
This is a messenger RNA of Calliphora vicina (urban bluebottle blowfly), 1721 nucleotides long. RefSeq lists its product as uncharacterized. The record is from RefSeq and is a predicted model, not a curated record. The coding region runs from base 128 to 1663 and encodes 511 amino acids. The transcript is spliced from 5 exons. NCBI's taxonomy places the organism in Eukaryota, Metazoa, Arthropoda, Insecta, Diptera, Calliphoridae.